AUGUCCACGCCUUUGCUUCCUUCUUUUCGUCGACAACAGCUUGUCUUGGACUUCUCCUCUCUCAGGCACAGCUGUCCUGCGGGCGUUUAUCUUUCUCUCACUCCAGGCAACCCUUCGCUUUGGGCGGGCGCGCUGUUUGUUCGCAAGGGCCCGUAUACCGGGGCAGUUCUCCGGUUCCAGAUCUCUUUUCCAGACACGUACCCCGACCUACCUCCGCGUGUGACCUUUUCAAGCGAUAUCUUCCACCCCUUGGUGGUCCCUUUGACGACCUACACCUUCACCGCCAAUGCUGGCGAUGCGUCAGGCACUGUGAGUGCCUCUGAUACGGACCGCCUUCCUCCCGGAGCAUUUAGCCUCCGCUAUGGAUUUCCGGGGUGGUUUCGACCUGGGAACGCAAACGUGGAAGUGAAUGAGGUUGGCGAUGUGAUAGAGCAAGAUCGAAUACGCCACGACUCGGCUGCAGAUGGCAGAAAUGAGCCUUCAGCUACUCGGUCUGAUCAUACCCACAGGGAUCGAAGAAGCAUAAUUUUAGGCGUGUUGCAGCACCUUCAAGAUGCGUUCCAGGAUGAAACUGUGCUCGACAAUGUGCCACUUGACGCCGCUGGCGAUCCGAGUGCGUGGCAUGCCUGGCGCGCCCACCGAGGUCUGGCGAAAAGAGACUUGCAUUCGGACAGUCCCGCUGCAGGAAAUCACAGAGAGGGACCCUCUUCACCCAAACAUCCCGGCGAGUGGAAGUGGGAUGGUGUCUGGGAGUCAAGGGUGAAUAACGGCAUUGACGCAAGUGUCAGUGAAGCCGUCUUGUUUGGCAGCAGUGGCGGCGGACGAAGUGGAAACGUUACUACCGACAUGCGAAACCUGGACCCCCAUCAGAGAAUGCUCGUCACCGCUGACCGACAAAUCCGCUUUGCAAAACUCGAUGAGGAACAGUUCGAAGCUGUCAAAGGUGCGCUCGCGACAUAUGAAUCGACCGUGAUAUCCUAA
This is a messenger RNA of Capronia epimyces CBS 606.96, 981 nucleotides long. RefSeq lists its product as uncharacterized. NCBI's taxonomy places the organism in Eukaryota, Fungi, Ascomycota, Eurotiomycetes, Chaetothyriales, Herpotrichiellaceae. The record is from RefSeq and is a predicted model, not a curated record. The coding region runs from base 1 to 981 and encodes 326 amino acids. The transcript is spliced from 3 exons.